GUUCUAUACAAUUGCAGAAGGACAAGAGAAAAUACCUGUUCAUAAGUUUAUUACAGCACUCAAAUCUACAGGAUUGCGAACGUCUGAUCCCAGGUAUGGAUAUGUUAAGAUUAACUCUUCAAACAACAUCAGAUGGUGUCAUGCUAGACAAAGAUCUUUUUAAAAAAUGUGUUCAAAGCAACAUUGUUUUAUUGACACAAGCCUUUAGAAGAAAGUUUGUCAUUCCUGAUUUUAUGUCUUUUACUUCGCACAUUGAUGAGUUAUAUGAAAGUGCUAAAAAGCAGUCUGGAGGAAAGGUUGCAGAUUAUAUUCCUCAACUGGCCAAGUUCAGUCCUGAUUUGUGGGGUGUGUCUGUUUGUACAGUAGAUGGACAAAGGCAUUCUAUUGGAGAUACCAAAGUUCCCUUUUGUCUUCAGUCCUGUGUGAAACCUUUGAAAUACGCUAUUGCUGUUAACGAUCUUGGAACUGAGUAUGUUCAUCGAUAUGUUGGGAAAGAACCGAGUGGAUUAAGAUUCAACAAACUGUUUUUAAAUGAAGAUGAUAAACCACAUAAUCCUAUGGUUAAUGCUGGAGCAAUUGUUGUAACUUCACUAAUAAAGCAAGGAGUAAAUAAUGCUGAAAAAUUUGACUAUGUGAUGCAGUUUUUGAAUAAGAUGGCUGGUAAUGAAUAUGUUGGAUUCAGUAAUGCAACGUUUCAGUCGGAAAGAGAAAGUGGAGAUCGGAAUUUUGCAAUAGGAUAUUACUUAAAAGAAAAAAAGUGUUUUCCAGAAGGCACAGACAUGGUUGGUAUACUAGACUUCUAUUUCCAGCUGUGUUCCAUCGAAGUGACAUGUGAAUCAGCCAGUGUGAUGGCUGCAACACUGGCUAAUGGUGGUUUCUGCCCCAUAACUGGUGAAAGAGUACUGAGUCCUGAAGCAGUUCGAAAUACACUGAGUUUGAUGCAUUCCUGUGGGAUGUAUGAUUUCUCAGGGCAGUUCGCUUUCCAUGUUGGUCUUCCUGCAAAAUCUGGAGUCGCUGGAGGCAUUCUUUUAGUUGUCCCUAAUGUCAUGGGCAUGAUGUGCUGGUCUCCUCCUCUGGACAAGAUGGGCAAUAGUGUUAAGGGGAUUCACUUCUGUCAUGAUCUUGUUUCUCUCUGUAAUUUUCAUAACUAUGAUAAUUUGAGACACUUUGCGAAAAAACUUGAUCCUCGAAGAGAAGGUGGUGAUCAGAGGGUAAAGUCAGUGAUAAACCUUUUGUUUGCUGCGUAUACCGGAGAUGUGUCUGCUCUUAGAAGGUUUGCUUUGUCAGCCAUGGACAUGGAACAGCGGGACUAUGAUUCUAGGACAGCACUGCACGUAGCCGCUGCAGAGGGUCACGUUGAAGUUGUUAAAUUUUUGCUGGAAGCCUGCAAAGUAAAUCCUUUCCCCAAGGACAGGUGGAAUAACACUCCCAUGGAUGAAGCCCUGCACUUCGGCCACCAUGAUGUAUUUAAAAUCCUCCAGGAAUACCAAGUCCAGUACACACCCCAAGGAGAUUCCGAUAACGGAAAGGAAAAUCAAACCGUCCAUAAGAAUCUUGAUGGAUUGUUAUAACGGUCUUACAUCCCAAGUGUUACUGGAGUUUUCUUCAUUGUGCACACAGGACAAAUCUGAUCUCUUUGGGGAAAAGUAGAAAUCAAACACCCUCCCUCCAUAAUGUGAGCAAUAUUUACCUCGUGCAUUGUAUCAUUUGAUGUAAAAGAAACAGUUACCAAUGCUAGCUUAACUGUGUGGUCUUCAUGAUAUAUUUGUGUAUUUUGUGAAUUUUCACUUCCUGGUGGUGAUCUGCUGGUAUGCAUUUAUAAAUUAAGCCCUGUUGUAUAGUCUGUCCAAAUGGGUCAAGGCUGCCUUUAGAAGCAAAUAGUGUGAUUUUGCAAGACUUCAAAUAUAGGUUUAGUUUGAGUGUUUGAACAACUACAUGCACUUCCGGUUGUAUAUUUAAGAUGUCUCCUAUCACCUUAGCUUCAUGAGGUGACUCUUUAAAUACUAUAUAGUUAACAACUGUUAGGAUAGACCAAUUCUGAUUAGACUUUAUCAGGGAAUCCGUUUAAAAUAUGUUUGGUGACCAAAACACAUGUGUGAAUGUAGUCAUGAUACUUUUGGGAAAAUAUCCUUUUUCCCUAUGCCCUUAGUCCAGCCUCUCUUCUCUGCCAUUUAGUUACCUGCCUCUUUCCUUAGCUGGGAAAGUGAGUGCUGGCACACUAUGCAGUUUUCAUGUUUCCCAUAGUACGUCAGAAAAUGCCUCCUAUGUCUGGCAUCAGAGCUUCACUUUGCUAUUUGCCUACAGAAGAUGAACCAGAGAGAAAAUUACUAAGUACAAAUCAAACUCAUUGGUUGGAAAAAAACGAAGGGAUGUACUCGGAUAAAGACAAAUUCAGAAACGCCCUAAGCCACCAAAGCUCUUCUGACAGUAUGGGGACUGCUACAGGUAUCAUUUGUUUUUAAAGUCUGCAUCAAGAUACCUGUCUUCUCUGGGGACCACUGGAUCGCUCUAGAUGCUGAUUCUCUAUUGUAUAGUUUUUGGUGGGCUCCAUAGUUUAAGAAGAAGAAACGUUACUCUUUCUUUAAAAUUGAGACCCAUCAUUUCUUUGUCUUGGGGAGAUCAUUCAUGAUUAACUUAGAUGGUAGGUAAAAGGGGCUUGAAAUUUUAAUUUUUUUUUUUUUUUUUAGAAAUUACGCAUACA
Messenger RNA from Tupaia belangeri chinensis (Chinese tree shrew), 2701 nucleotides. It is a transcript of the gene GLS, whose product is annotated as glutaminase. The record is from RefSeq and is a predicted model, not a curated record. Gene Ontology annotation, biological process: L-glutamine catabolic process. Gene Ontology annotation, molecular function: protein binding; glutaminase activity. Lineage: Eukaryota; Metazoa; Chordata; Mammalia; Scandentia; Tupaiidae.